Molecule: messenger RNA, 294 nt
Organism: Cotesia congregata
Lineage: Eukaryota; Metazoa; Arthropoda; Insecta; Hymenoptera; Braconidae
Source: the annotation of a GenBank genome assembly
AUGUGCGACUCAGUUGAAUCAUACACAAUUGGUGCAAAGUACCGCACUGUAAAAAAACGGCUUGACAGUUUAGGUUAUAAACAUUCGCUGUCUUUAGACUCUCUCAGCUUAGUUGAACAGCUACUUGCUGAUUUAAUAAAAACAACUGAGAGUUUAAAGCAUUUUAAAAGUGUCGCUGCUAAUAAUACUGAGGUAGAUGAUCAGCUGACAAUUCCUCAGACAACAGUUCUUGAAACCACUGUUCCUCGAACAACGGUUCCUGGAACUAUUGUUCCUAAAACUAUUGUUCCUUAA